CUGUUACGUGCGCAUGCGUCUUACCAUUUUUACGAAAACAUGGCGGAGAAGUCGGCUGCGAAGGGUAUUCUGAAAAAUGCAAGGCAUUUUGAUCAGCCAGGUGUUAAAAGCGAAGAUGGUGUGAAAUGGGAUGAGAUGAACAUAAUAGCUACGCAUCAUCCAGAAGGCAAAGAUUACGGUCACAUGAAAAUAGAUGAACCAAGUACACCUUAUAGUCAUUAUAGCGAUCCUGACGAUGAGAAUGCUGAUCCACACAGUGACCAUGAACAUGAAGGCUUAGAUGAGGCAGCACUUGAAGAAAGGUUAAAAUCUGAAGAGGAAAAGAAGAAAUGGUGGGAAAAAGAACCUGGGGAAGAAGAAAGUAGUGAAGAGGAAGAGGUUGAUCUCACAGAGGAUGAACAAAAACAAAAGGACCUUUUUGAGCUAAAAAGGAAACAUCACUAUAAUGAAUUUUUCAACAUAAAGCUUGCAAAAAAACUUAUGGAGGAGGAAAAUGAUGAGGAUGAAGAGGAGAGUACGGGAAACAAUGAUGAGAAGCCCGAGUGCAGUAAAACGGCAUCACAGAAUUAUGAUGAUGACGACGAAAUCCAACUAUGAACAGUUUCAAUGCUUUGUGAAUUCAAGCAAUAAAUACUACUGUGGUGGGCCCAGAGACUGGGAGAACAAAUUGUAUUUAUUUUAUUUUAUUUUAUUUUAUUUU
Molecule: messenger RNA, 700 nt
Organism: Saccoglossus kowalevskii
Lineage: Eukaryota; Metazoa; Hemichordata; Enteropneusta; Harrimaniidae
Product: protein phosphatase inhibitor 2-like
Biological process (GO): regulation of signal transduction
Molecular function (GO): protein phosphatase inhibitor activity
Source: RefSeq, a predicted model, not a curated record